Orbicella faveolata is the source of this 2343-nucleotide messenger RNA. Its product is annotated as adrenocorticotropic hormone receptor-like. The record is from RefSeq and is a predicted model, not a curated record. Gene Ontology annotation, biological process: G protein-coupled receptor signaling pathway. Gene Ontology annotation, cellular component: membrane. NCBI's taxonomy places the organism in Eukaryota, Metazoa, Cnidaria, Anthozoa, Scleractinia, Merulinidae. Gene Ontology annotation, molecular function: G protein-coupled receptor activity.
AUUUGCCCGUGCAGAAUGUUUUAGAUUGGAUUGUGUUACUAACUGCCCGAGCGCUAUUUAACCUUACACGGCUUUCCGUUCUCGCGUGCUCAGUUCAGUGCAAGACGGAAAUGAGUACAGGCCAAAUUCGCGGAAACUGUUAUCUCCGAGUGGUAUAAAAAGGUCAACUAAGCAAAUAAGUUGCCAGUUUCGAAGUUGCCAUUUAUGAACUGUCGAAAGUGAUUUGUUCUCCUGUCAAUUUAUUCCAUCGUCAAGCAACACUGUCACUUAGUCAGCAAAACUCAUUGAGCUUUGUUUGCGAUACGAACAUCAACGGAGUAACGUUUUGAACAAGAUUCAGUUAAAGCAGCUGAGCGACUGAGGAAAACCAGGGCAUCACAACUGGGAUUAAUGGCCAUGACAAACGUCAGUCUUACAAGUUGCCAAGAUCUUCCAUUGCCGGUGAAUACUGUUCCUUAUAGACCGGACGUCAAAACUAGUAUUGUGACCGUAUUUACUUGUGUAUUCAUCGGAUUAGCAUGUCCCUGUGCUAUCGUGGCAAACUUGAUGGUUUUUCUGGGCGUUCUGAGAAAACCCGAUCUUCGUAACGUAUACAACACUUCAAUAUUAUUCCUCGCCACAUCUGACCUUUUAACGGGGCUGAUAACACUACCUUCGUUCGUGGUGUAUCAAGGAAGCAAGCUGACUACACCCCAACAUGACUUCUCCUGCGUCGCCUUGGUCAUGUACACGUUCACUAACUUCAUCUUUACAGGUCUGUCCGCGAUCACGAUUAUUCUAAUCACAAUGGAGAGAUAUCUGGCCAUAUUCCAUCCCUUCAGAUACCAAGCCUAUGUGACAAAGCGGCGAAUUGCUCUCACAAUUUCUCUUAUCUGGGUUAUAUGGAUCUCGUUUAUAACACUCGCACGGUUCUCUCCGGGCGCUAGUGUGGGUCUGUACAGCAUUAUAGCGGCAGUACUGUUAAUUCCCUGCAUUUUGCUAACUUUAUUUGUUUACUGCAAAGUUUGCUUUCUAACGCGGCGGGUACGCGCGUCGAUAGGUCAUGGGCCAACAGCUCCUCGAAAUGCCGAGGACAUCCAAGAGACGAAAUCUUCAAGAACAGUGGCUUACUUGGCAGGGGCUGUCGUUCUUUGUUUUCUUCCAACCCUUGUCAUUGCAGCGGUCUAUCAAACAGGCAAGGUGGAUGAAAAUUAUUUCUAUCAUUUGCUGUACCCUCUCUCAGAUUUGGCCGCCUUAAUGACGCCUGUUUUCGACCCAAUGAUUUACGUGCUUCGAAGUAGCCAAAUCAGAUCGAGUCUUCGCGAGGUGUCGUACGGUCGAGUGGCGUUUUCACGCCAGUCGAACCGUGUUCGCGCUCAGACCGGGCCCACAGCGUCGACAGGGUUAGAGAUUGAAAUGGCAGUACGACAGACAUAAACACAACGUGAUCGAAAUUUAAUUGACAGUUAACCUAACUGCAGUCUUCAAAUAAUUCGAAACUUCUUUCCUGUGAUAAUAAUGUCGCGACUGAAUACAUGAUACAAGUCAGAUAACGAGAUUUAAUCUCUUGACGAGACGAGACAUGUAAAGGAAGUGUGGUUUACACGAAACGAUGAAUUAUCGCAUUCCUGAAUUGAUAAUUGAAUGUUCAGCACAAACGGUUUCACUUUUGGUUGACCAGACUUAAAACAUGUCUGUUUUUAUAUGUCAUAGAUUCUGAUAAAUAUUGAUGUCUGGCUGUCUUUGGCCAACAAAUGAUCUUGAUAGAUCACACUGUCAGCUUCAGCUAGCUUCUACCGAACUUGCGGGGGCAGUAUCAGAACAGGAGGUCAUAGAAUUAUUUACGCAUUUACUGGACUCCUGCUCCUGCUCUUGCGUAUUAAAUGCAGAUAAGUAGAUAUACGUUACGUCUUAUUUUAUUAAACUGAGUAGGCUAUGUAAUGUCCUUGUGUGACUUCAGGGAUUAACUCAUAAAGAGUAUUUAUUUUUUUAAGUUAAAUUUCAACACAUCGUUUGUGAAUAACGUUGCCGUGUACGUAACAACUUUUAAUGUCUUGAAGCAGUCCUGGUUAUUUGUGGCCGGGGGCAAACAUUACACACACGGAAUUUUAGGAGUACACUUUCUUAUGCUUUUGUUCAUUAUUCUGACAUACUAAUACCCAUUAAGCUGCUUUGAAAAGCCUUCCAAGGUUGCCGAACACUUUGACUUUGUUUUCACAGUAGCCUUUCGUUGCCCUCUAGGUCAGUUUAAUUGAACUGAAUGCCAUCAGUUGAAUUAGCUUUGCAAAAACAGGUAGACAGAAAAGAUAAUCUAAUGACUUAGUGUGUCGGUGUAGAGUGAAAAUAAAUAUUUUACAAAAUAUG